Messenger RNA from Impatiens glandulifera, 2236 nucleotides. RefSeq lists its product as uncharacterized. The record is from RefSeq and is a predicted model, not a curated record. Gene Ontology annotation, molecular function: nucleic acid binding. The coding region runs from base 233 to 1687 and encodes 484 amino acids. Lineage: Eukaryota; Viridiplantae; Streptophyta; Magnoliopsida; Ericales; Balsaminaceae. The transcript has 4 exons.
CGUCCAUCAUCAAACCCUCUCUCUAGCUACCUUCUUCUUCUUCUUCCCCUAUGAUGCCCUAAUCCCUCUUUUUAUCAAAAUCUUGAAAUUCCUUACUUGAAUCGUAUGUUUCCAUCAUGAGAUGAGAUUCACUCAACUCCUCCAAUCUACCUUUCUUUUCUCCCAACACCCACCAACCUUUUCGUCUUCUUAAUGUUCUCUUUACAUUCAAAAAAACCCUAGAACCCACACCAUGGAGGGCUCGCCGGAGGAUCUAGGUGCCCCGCCUGAUUCCUGGGAAGUGGCGGACCUCGAUGCCAGCAUGAGCAGAUUGUUGCUCUCUUCUUCUUCCUCCUCCAACAAAAAGGAAUCUUCUCCAAACCCAUCUUUGUCUUCAUUCGAUUCCGCUUCUCUUGAACUCUCCGAUGUUUCGCCUUCUUCUACUGUUCCAACUGAUAAUAAAUCCAAGGGUGUUUCAGAAGAUUUGAUCAAUUCAGUCGAUCAGUUUCUCCGCGAAGCUUUGCAAAACCCUCGGGAGAGGCUUUCAGUCCUGAGGAUGGAACAAGAUGUUGAGAAGUUCAUGCAGGAUCAUACUCAACAGCAAAUGGAAUUCCCUCAACUUCCAACCUCUUAUUUGCGUUUAGCUGCUCAUAGGGUGGCACAACACUACUUCUUGCAGUCAAUGGUUUUACUUGACAAUAAUCUACCUGAUAGUGCUGCUUCCAGGAUUAUUGUACGAAAGACUUCAGAGUCUCGAUUUCCUUUGAUCCGUCUUGCGGACAUCCCUGUACAUUUACCAACCGAAGAAGGGGAUGUUGUCAAAGUUGCUAUAAAACAGAGAUCACAGAAGUGGUCACAAGUUAAUAGUUCAAACUCAAAUUCCAUGAAAGGCAAUAGUUCAAAAAGUGUGGAGGAAAGAAAAGAGGAUUACAACCGGGCUCGCGCACGGAUUUUUAGUUCCAGCAGUUCUAAUGGAGGAAGUAGUGUGAGAACAGAGAUUGAACAAAAGCCACGAGAUAAUCUCCACUACGGUUCAUCCGGAUUAGCUAAGGUAGAUGCAAAACCUGUUCCUGUGAGAGUUGAUAAUAGUGGCUGGGAACCUGUUCCCGCGAGAGUUGAUAAUAGCGGAUGGGAUUAUGUUGAUUCUUCAGCUAGUCGUAGUAGAUUAGGUAGAAAUUGGACAGAAAAUGAUCAAGUUGGUAGGUCUAAUCCGAACAAUAGGGUUGCUAUUUUCCGGGACCGUGAAACUGAACGCAGAGAUCCUGAUUAUGAUCGCAAUUAUGAUAGAUAUAUGCAAAGAUUUGAUCCUGGAUUUGGCUUCAGUGGUGGGCCAUACAUCAUACAACCAAUGUAUGCACCUGCAUUGAACUACAAUACUGAGUUCCCACAGUUGGGUUCGGUUAGACCUGUAGUAUCUAGUGAACAACCACCACAACCACUCCAACAGCACUUACCCGUGCCAUGGGUUGCUGCACCAUCAACCCAUGGUGGAAUGACUUAUGGUCAUCCAGAUGCUCUCGUGCCUCCAUUUAGUCCCAAUCACGUUGGCCCGAGGUCCGCUUCUGCUUUAUAUUUGCAUUCAACACAAUAUCCUUGCCACCAACGUAUUGGAAUGCCAUUUGUCCUUCCUCAUGAGCAAGUUCAACCAUUUUCACAGUCUCAUCAGCAACAACCUGAUGCAAGUUUUGGAUUGGCCCGGCCCCGUUAAGGGGCACGGGCUGUGCCUGCACCACCCGCCAAGCCAUAUAUGAGUUAAGUCUACGGUGGUGUGCAGGCAUCAAAACCCCGAGAUGGGUUGGGGAUGUGAAAUGUCCUAAUGAUGUCUCCAUGCAUCUAUCUCGGUUGGAAAUGGAAUUAAAACGAGGGCUCGAUGAAGGGAGAAGAAUGAAGUUAAGGAGAAAGAUAUAAUCCAUCUGAGCCAAAGAAGCAUGAAUAUUUGUCGGGUGAAGGUAUGCGCGUUCCACCCCUUGAUAGCUCUCGAUUCUGUAAAAUGACGCUUUUUUUUUGUUUUUUGUUUUUUGUUUUUUGUUUUUAAUCUCUCUCACUUGGCUGUUCCGAUUUCCUGUGGGGAUUUGAUUAUUUAGAAGCAUCCAAGAAAGAAACAUUAGUAGUGUUUAUGUUUAUUACAAGACUGAUACUGAAUGACUGGUUCUCCUUAGCUUUAUAUUUUGCUUUUUUUUUGGUUUGUUUUGGUUUUGGAAUGUGCAGGAACAGAAAUGAAAUAUAUUUGAUAUGGCAAUCCAUGUUCUUUUCGUCU